AUGGGUCAAAGCAUGUUCUUUAGAUGCAGACAACCCAGACACUUUGCUAGGGAGUGCCCACAAGGUGUCGAUAGCACGGGGAGACCUCAGGCUGAGGACAGGGUGUUCACCCUUAGUCGGGAAGAGGCUCAUAAGUUGCCUGAGAUGAUCCGAGAUACGGUUACUGUGAAUGGCUACCUUGUGGAUACUUUGUUUGACUCAGAUACCAGCCACUCGUUUAUAUCGUAUGAUUGUGCUAGGUGCUUAGGUCUUGCUUAUGCCCACUGUUACACUAUGUUGGACCUAAUAUGCAUGCCUUUCUGUGAUAUUGAUAUUGUCCUUAGUUUGAACUGGUUGUCCUCCCAAAAUGUCCUCCUUGACUGUAAAAACAAAACACUGAUCCUUCCUACCCGAGAGUUAACCCUUACGGCAAAAGUGAAAUUGAAUGUGAUUUUGGUGGCUCAAGCGGAUAGGUGGUUAAGACAGGGUUGCCAAAGUUAUAUAGUGUUCUUCUCGAGGAAGGCAGAAACAAAAGAAGGAAUUUUGGAUAUUCCAGUGGUUCAGGAAUUCCCUGAGGUAUUUCCAACAAAGAUUAGUGGACUACCCCCUAAAAGAGAGAUUGAAUUUGCUAUUGAUCUGGUGCCCAGAACGAGCUCAAUUUCAAAGGCUCCGUAUCGGAUGGCUCCAAAUGAGAUGACAGAACUAGAGAAACAAUUAGAGAAGCUCUCUGGCAUAUCCCCAUGA
Neltuma alba is the source of this 723-nucleotide messenger RNA. RefSeq lists its product as uncharacterized. Lineage: Eukaryota; Viridiplantae; Streptophyta; Magnoliopsida; Fabales; Fabaceae. The transcript has 2 exons. The coding region runs from base 1 to 723 and encodes 240 amino acids. The record is from RefSeq and is a predicted model, not a curated record.